This is a messenger RNA of Macrosiphum euphorbiae (potato aphid), 900 nucleotides long. The record is from the annotation of a GenBank genome assembly. NCBI's taxonomy places the organism in Eukaryota, Metazoa, Arthropoda, Insecta, Hemiptera, Aphididae.
AUGCAAGCCAUAGACGUGGUAAAUAAUAACCUAAGAACACAUGCUCUUUUAAUCCCAAAGGAUGAAUGGAUAAGACUAAAAAAGAUUUUGACCAAAAAGGAUGAUGAUAUAGCUACAAUUGAGAUGAAAAAGCGAUUAAAAGACGAACGGCAAGCUACAUCCAAAGCCAUAUCCGAAUCAUGGGACACCACUGUACUGAACAAAAGAAAGAAAGAACUAGAAAACAGACAAAAGUUAUUAGCAAGUAGUGAAGCCAGACAACUUAAAAGAGACGAAAUUAUGAAACUCGAUAUUUUGGAGCGCAGAAAUGCCAUUGUAGAAAAGGCUCGGUUGAAGAAAUGGUCGGACAGAGAUUCGACAAAAGCGCUCGCCAGAGCAGUGCACAAGAUGGAGGUGCUUAGAGAGAGAUCUAUUCAAAUUAUAUUCAAUGAGGUUCAGAAAGCGAAGGAAUUGGAAGCAGAUCGUUUAUUAAAGAUGGAACAAAAUUUAGAUGCUGAACGAUAUAAGACGGAUCAAUGGGAACAGAAAUUGAAACAAGCUGAAACGAAAAAAGCUAAUGCUGCUUUUUUCCUAAAAGAAUUGAAAGAACGAGAGAAUAUAAAGCGUGACGAUGAUAUUAAAUUAAGAGAAGAAGGUAAAGCUGAAUUACAGAGAAUUGCAAAUGAAAUCGAGGAAGAUAAAGAGAAUAAAAAAGCUAAACAACGAGGAGAAUUAAUAAAUCACUUAAAUGAAAAUAGAAAAAUUGUGGCUGAAAACAUUAAGCUGCGUCAGUUAGAAGAUCAAGAGGAAAAUUUAGUAGUAUCAAUAAUGGCUGAGGCAAAGAAGAAAAUAGCUAAAACAAGAAAACUGAAAGAAAUAGAAGUAUGUCCCAACCACCUAAUAAUAUUUAUUAUUAUAUAG